Anastrepha ludens (Mexican fruit fly) is the source of this 1258-nucleotide messenger RNA. RefSeq names its product 2-methoxy-6-polyprenyl-1,4-benzoquinol methylase, mitochondrial (gene Coq5). Gene Ontology annotation, biological process: ubiquinone biosynthetic process. The transcript has 3 exons. Gene Ontology annotation, molecular function: methyltransferase activity. Lineage: Eukaryota; Metazoa; Arthropoda; Insecta; Diptera; Tephritidae. The coding region runs from base 71 to 1042 and encodes 323 amino acids. The record is from RefSeq and is a predicted model, not a curated record.
GUUCAAUGCACGUAGGCUCAAGUAAACAUUAUUUUGUUUUUGUUUUAUAUAAAGUGGACGUAACACAAAUAUGAGUAUUAUGCGGAACUUUCAAUUAAAUUUUAUAUGCAAUUCCAUAAAAUAUGGAGCAAUUAACGCAAACUGCCAGAAAUUCUUAACGCAAGUGCGUCAAAAAAGUACAAAGGCAGCGGAUGGCCCAACGACAAAUUUUAGCGGGGAUAAGAAUAUCCGACCUGAUUCUACGCAGACCAGCAACGAAGAACGCACUACACAUUUCGGAUACCAAAAGGUGAAAGAAAGUGAGAAGGAACAAAAAGUGCACAAAGUUUUCGAAGAUGUAGCGAGCUCUUAUGAUAUUAUGAAUGAUGCCAUGUCCUUUGGGAUACAUCGCAUUUGGAAGGAUACAUUUAUGCAUCAUAUGUUUCCAUUGCACGGCACACGCCUUUUGGACAUGGCAGGCGGCACAGGAGACAUUGCUUUCCGUUAUGUCAACCAACUACUCAAGCUAAAAAAUAUAGGUAAUCGCUCAAGCCAUAUAACAAUCGCGGACAUAAAUCAGCACAUGUUAGACGUAGGUAAGGAGCGGGCCAAACUUUAUUUGCCCAGCAUAAAGAAUCUGCCAAACUUUACGAUGGAUUGGCAGAAAGCUGAUGCAGAGCAGCUACCAUUUGCCGAUAACAGCUACACGGCCUACACAAUCGCCUUUGGCAUACGCAAUUGCACGCACAUUGACAAGGUAUUGAGUGAGGCAUAUCGUGUCUUGCAGCCUGGUGGCCGUUUUAUGUGCUUGGAAUUCAGCCAUCUAACGAAUGAUGUAAUGCAGCGGCUGUACGAUCUAUAUUCCUUUCAAGUAAUACCGCCAAUGGGACAAAUUUUGGCGGGACAAUGGAAACCCUAUCAGUACCUGGUGGAGAGUAUUAGGCAGUUUCCGAAGCAAGAGGAGUUUAAGCGAUUGAUCGAAGAGGCCGGCUUUGAUAUGGUAUAUUAUACGAAUCUAACCUUUGGCGUGGUGAGCAUACACUCAGGCAUAAAGUUGCGAUAGUAUUUAUUCAUAGAUUUAAUUUCCACACAUAAUACAUAAAUAAGUAAAAAAAAAGGAAAAAUAAUUGCAUUAGUAGUAAAUAAAAACAGCAAAUUUACGAAUCAAAUGAUGUUUGGCCAAAUAAAUAUAUUUUAAUAAUGUCAAAAAAAUCGAGCGAUCUCUACGCCGAAACUUUCCCAUGCCUGUAUUUAAUAAUAACAUGCCUUUGAAACUGGA